Molecule: messenger RNA, 774 nt
Organism: Fragaria vesca subsp. vesca
Lineage: Eukaryota; Viridiplantae; Streptophyta; Magnoliopsida; Rosales; Rosaceae
Product: 50S ribosomal protein 5, chloroplastic-like
Exons: 2
Coding region: 2-388 (128 amino acids)
Source: RefSeq, a predicted model, not a curated record
AAUGGCUCUUCUUUUGUGCUCUACUCCCCUGGCGCUCAACGCCGUGUCCUCUCGUCCUUCAAAUGUCACCGCCGCUACUCACAGGAUGCACAUGAAUCCCAUACAUCCCAAAUGUUUCAGUGGAGUGCGACUUCAACUGCCCAUGGUUGCCAAAAAGUCGGUUUCACUGGUUGUGAAGGCUUCUGAGGGUGCCGAGGCCCCUUCAGAGGUGGUACCUGUUGACAAGCUUCCCUUGGAGUCAAAGCUGCAGGAAAGGCUGGAGCAGAAGACGCGGAUGAAGCUGGCCAAGAAGAUAAGACUUCGGAGGAAGAGACUUGUGCGCAAGCGAAAACUCAGAAAGAAAGGGCGAUGGCCUCCUUCAAAGAUGAACAAGUUGAAGAAUGUCUGACCUUUACCUAAAGGUUUCUUGCAGGUUUAUCAUGUCAUUUAUUUUAUUUUUGCAAGAUCAAAUUUAUCCUGAUGUGAAUCAACUUUGUCUGUUUAAGUCUUAAUGAUAUGAUUUCUUUGCGAAUAGUGUUGCCAAAUUUGAUCUUCUAAUUAAGGAUGGCAGAAGUGCUUGUGCUUUUUCAGCUUGGCUAAUUCAUCAAGAAAUCUGGGAGUGUACAAUUUGUUUUGUCUUGGUCUCUACUCAAAAAUCUGAGCUUUGUCAAAUCAAUAUAAGAAGCAAUAGUUAAAGAUCAGGACCAGUGAUUCUGCUGAAAAUUUAGCACUGCUGAUAGUAGUAUAUAGACUAGUGUAGGCAAUGCGAUCUUCGUGCAAUAGAUCAGGACUAGG